UCAGCUCUGCUACAGUUUCACCUCUUGACAGUCAUGUACAGCAACAGUUACUCACGGGCCAAAUUUGGCCUGGAAGCCGGAGAGCCCCUGCACAGGACCAAUAGGAAGAGCUGUGGUUACUAUGUGAAGAUUGUCUUCUUCUUCUCCUCUCUCAUCCAGUCUCUGAUCAUCGUCAGCCUGGUGCUGUUCCUGGUCUACGGACAACCGGAGAAGACUGCUGAGGAGAAGAGGCUCAAGGAGCUGGAGCUGAACUUAAACAAGCUGAGUGAGAACAGCAUUAAGCUUAACAAAGAGAAAGGAGAGCUGGGAGCACAGCUGGGAGCCCGCACUGCAGAGAAGAGUGCCCUCGAGAAGGAGGUAGAAAAGCUGAAGACGGCGGCCAAUGGCACAGCCAAAGAGCUCCAAGCCUUGCAGCAGAAAAUAGCCCAGUGUGAGGUGGAUAAAAGGCUAGCGCUUACACGUGCCCCACCAGUAUUGCAAUGCCCCACCAACCCGGUCCACAACCCUUUUGCCAUUGCUACCAACAGUGAGGUUAAAACUUUGCAGAACCUGAACACCCAACAGAGAGCUAUGAUAAACCUCAUAGAGGCCAACUUCACCCAGACGGUUAACUAUCUGUCCCAGGAAAGAGACAACGCCCUCGUGGACCGUGACACACACCACCAGGAUGCCAUAACCUUGCGCAAGGAGAACAUUAACCUGAAGGAGCAGCUAGUCACCUACACCAGGAAAUGUAAAGAGGACUUUGCCAAGUCUCUGGAGGGUAUCCAAACAGUGACCAGUAGUUUCCUAGCUCGGAUCAACAACCUGUUUCCCCACCAGUUGACCUUUCACCUCACCUGUGAGAAGCAGCAGGAGCAGAUGGAGAGGAUAAGAAACGGCUGCACUAACCUGUCCAGAGACGUCGAGGACAAGUUUCAGAAGUACCUGGACAGUGUGGGCAAUAAGGUGGCAGAAAUCCAGGACAAGUCCAGCCGAAAUGAAGUCCAGAAUUCACACCUGACCUCUGACCUCCAGCAAUGUCAAAAUAACCGCAGUGUGACAGCUGCAGAGGGCAAGAGGCUGCUGCACGUAGCUCAACAGAAUCAUGACAAACAGAUGGAGACUUUAUUGAUUGAGCAGAACAGACUGAGAGAAGAGAAGAAGCUGCAAGUAGACCAACUAGCUCUGAAGGAGAAUGAGGUUCAGGCCCUCAAGCAGAGGGUCCAGAUGCUCACCGCUCAACCCUGUAAGCCCGGUGCCCCUAGACCUGCAGCCCUACAAGCUGGCCCGUUUCAGAACAAGCAGACUUCACCUUAUUGGCCAUCCAACGGAGCGCCUGGCAUAAGCAGAACGCCAGUGGUGUGAUGACUUGAACAGGAGGAACCGGUGUACUACACAAUGAUCACCAUUAUGCUUUUACACAAUUUAAUUUGCUGUAUGUAUAUAUUUCUGAGGCAACAAAUGUUGUCAAACACUGCCUGUGUGUAUAAAUUACUUCCAUCAACAGAUGUUCACAUUAAUAUUUUCUAGCUAUGCUAAUGUUUUAUACAUAUUGUUGUUGGCCUUUGUUUGCCUGACAUAAAAUUCACAGAGGGAUUUUUCAUUGCUGUUUUAAUAGUCCGUCAUUGGAAGUUUAAUUUUCUGUAUAAAGCAUUAGUAUCAUUUAUGGACAGUUUAAUGUAAAAAUGUUCCCGUAUUGGUGUAAAUAUUCUAUAUCAAGUGUCUUUUUUACUGUUUUAUUGUUUUUUUUUUAGUGUGUGGUGACUAUAGA
Molecule: messenger RNA, 1753 nt
Organism: Lampris incognitus (smalleye Pacific opah)
Lineage: Eukaryota; Metazoa; Chordata; Actinopteri; Lampriformes; Lampridae
Gene: plvapb
Product: plasmalemma vesicle associated protein b
Exons: 9
Coding region: 34-1347 (437 amino acids)
Biological process (GO): positive regulation of cellular extravasation; regulation of vascular permeability
Cellular component (GO): caveola
Source: RefSeq, a predicted model, not a curated record